Fusarium poae is the source of this 765-nucleotide messenger RNA. RefSeq lists its product as uncharacterized. The coding region runs from base 1 to 765 and encodes 254 amino acids. The record is from RefSeq and is a predicted model, not a curated record. NCBI's taxonomy places the organism in Eukaryota, Fungi, Ascomycota, Sordariomycetes, Hypocreales, Nectriaceae. The transcript has a single exon.
AUGGUUUCUCGUAACUUGCUCGCCGGAGCCUUGGCUAUACUCUCUUCUCGAGCCGUCAUUGCUGGGCCAUGCCGUUUAGUCUCUCCCGUUGAAGCUUCAUACUCGACGACCAUCGUUGUUUCUGCUUCCACCAAGGUCCACUCCACUCAUGCACUGGAGACUUCUCUUACUGUUCCUAUGACCGAUGUCACAACCUCUACUGUCAUUGAGGAGGCUACUACGACCACUGCCGAUGAUUUGACCACUACCACUAUGUCCUUCGCAGUCCCCACUACCUUCAAACUGCGUGCUCAUGGCAACUUUGCUGAUGGCUUGGCCCUCAAGUCAGAAGGCAACCCAGGCGGUUGGUUAGCGUUUGGUGAACUCACGAAUACUUUCCAAGAAGUCAUAUUCAGCUUCGACGAGAAAACAGGCUAUAUCCAAUAUGACUCCAAAGAUGUCUGCGUUUACUACGACGACGAUGGUUUGGCCGCCCAAGUCAAAACGUGUACUUCCCUACAGUCAGGCAGACAAGGGCCUCUUACUUGCGAGAAGCCCACUAGCAACCAGCUCAAGUGCAUGAUCCCAGGGAAGACGUGUUCUAACCCUCCAUCUUUCCCCAUAGCAUUAUGCACUCCCACCGGUGAUGAAUGGGCUCAGUUGUUCGUGAGACCAUAUGUCAGUGGUUCAUUCUUGUUCUAUCUUGGCAAUGGGAACGCGAUGGCUGACGAACUCGACGACAUGGAUUUGCGGGCUGUUGAUAUUGAAUUGAGUAGGGAGACAUAA